AUAUUACUUCAGGUCCAUUACAGCCUCUUAGGGGAACAGUUGCUUAUCAGACUUAUCUUCCUUACCAGGCAAGUUGUUGUGCUACACUGUGGAGGUACAACCAUUGUAGGUUCUGUGGUUGAAAUUGCUGGAGGAUUAGUAAGUGUGAAAGAGUCGAUCACAUCUUCCUCUGUUGCAGGGGAUUCCCUAACUGAUUUACUUGUGCAGCACUUUGCAAAGGAAUUUUAUGCGAAAUAUAAGGGUGAUCCUCUUGAGAGCAAACGAUCUAAAAGGAAGUUAUAUAAUGCUGCUGAAAAUGGCAAGCAUGUCCUUUCCACAAUGGGAACAGCUCAGGUCUAUGUUGAAUCUCUGUGGGAAGGUGUUGACUUCUCCACAACUCUCUCUCGGGCAAGAUUUGAAGGCAUAGUCUCCUCAGCUCUCUCGAGCUUUCUGCAACCAGUCAGGGAGGCGGUGCAGAGGUGUGGUCUAACAGUGGACAAAAUCCAGAAGGUUAUUCUCACUGGAGGCUCUGCAAAGAUACCGAAACUGCAGCAGUUAGUUAGUGAUGCCUUCCCUCAUGCUGACUUUUUGUGCAGCAUCCUUCCUGAUGAAGUCCUUGCAGCUGGGGCUUCAACAGAAGCUGCACUGCUGUUAGGACAGCCCUCACAUGUGCCCCUGGCUUCUACCACGGUCCCAGCUCUGGCUACCUCAAUUUAUUGCCUGGUAGCAGGUAGUGAGAGCAAUGAAUGCGUGUUCAGCAGGGGUACUCCAACACAUGCACGGCAGAGUCUGAGUUUAGCCUUACCAUGUCCUGCGCCUUCCCCAUGCUCCAUCAUAGUUUAUGAGGAGGAGACCUUAACACAGACACCAGCAGAAAAUGCAGUCCUAGCUCAAGUUGAUGUCACAACAUUCUUAGAAAGCUCAAAAUUUGUUAAAAUGGACUUUCACCUGAAAAGUGAUGGAAGUCUCCAUGUUACGUUACAGGAGCCAAAGGCCAAAGUUAAUCAAUCUUUUAUUAUUGAAGCAGAUAGGAGUUGAGAUAGGUAGUAUCUAGAUGCAUUAUCCCUAUGUGAAAAUUUCAAGCAAUUAAUAAAUAGCCUACUUAUUGCCAAAAUUGUUUUAUUGGUUUAAGUAAGCAAAGGACCUUUUUUUAUAAAGUACAAAUUUAGUCUCCCAUAAUAUGUGCUAGGUACUCACACAGUUGUAUCAGUUGGUAUGAAAAUUAUUAGUUUUAUUGUCAUAAAUUCUAUAUAUGAUAAUGGCUGAUGUCCUGUCUUUCCUGUGAAAAAAAAAUCCAUGUUUAAACUACCAAAGAAUUUAAUGAAUUGCUUAUCAGUGAUAUAAUAAUACAGAAUUGAUAUUACAAAAACACUAUCUAGCUUCUAGAUAAUGGUUAAUUUAAAAAAAAGGAAUUCAUUGCACAUAGGUGCCUUAAUAUGUUGUAAAAACAGUAUUUUAUUAUUUGUGUUGUGAAAGAUUACUUAUUGUGGCACAGACUUACAAGGAGAGGUUGAAACUGACCAAGUGAACUGUGCCUUCAAUGUAUCAUAAAAGGUUUCCUCCAAUCCUUCAGGAACAAGUGACACAGACUGAUAUCUUUAAUUGAAAAUGGACCCCCUUUUGUGAUUGGUUAUGAUAUUUAGACUGUAUGAAGGCAAAGUUUGAUUUUUCUCCCAUGUAAAUGGACUUCAGAUCAGCCACCUCCUGUUUUGAAAGGGUUAAUGUUGUUAGAACUACAAGAAUGUAUUCUCUUGGUUCUUGUAAACUGCAUUGGGAAACAUAUAUGUAACAUUUUUCUCUUACCUCAGGAAGAGACUCUCAGCACCCUCAAUACACAAGAUUUAGAUGAA
This is a messenger RNA of Penaeus indicus, 1829 nucleotides long. RefSeq names its product heat shock 70 kDa protein 14-like. Gene Ontology annotation, molecular function: ATP-dependent protein folding chaperone; ATP binding. The record is from RefSeq and is a predicted model, not a curated record. The annotation marks the transcript as partial. Lineage: Eukaryota; Metazoa; Arthropoda; Malacostraca; Decapoda; Penaeidae. Gene Ontology annotation, cellular component: cytosol; ribosome; nucleus. The transcript is spliced from 7 exons.